UGCUCAUAAUUCUUCUGACAGUGCUGUUAAGAAGCUGUGACUCAGAAUGGACAUGGGUAAACGAUUACGAUCAACAUUUCCGAUUUGAGUGUACAAUGGGUCAAUACCUAAGCGGCGUGCAGAGUGCUUUCAGCGACUAUCACCAUGACCGGAAAUUUAGAGUUCAAUGUACCCCUGAUUAUCGGUCCUAUAUUCAUUACUCCUACUGCAGUUGGACAGAUUAUGCUAAUGAAAUGGACAUGCCUUUAAUUUUUCAAUGCCGAGACGGGGGACUUAUAAGCGGAAUAGAGAGUUUCCAUGACAACCACUUCGAGGACAGAAAGUUUAAAUUUAAAUGUUGUCAUUAUAAAUAUAUGUGUACAUACGACUGCUUCUACACAGGAUGGUUGAACUCAUUUGGAGCAUAUUACAGUUAUGAAGUUCCACAUAACCAUUUCGUGAGAGGAAUUGUCAGUUUACAUAAUAAUGUCCCAGAAGACAGAGUCUUUGAUUUUGAAGUAUGUUCCAUUAACUUUGAUUGUGACCACACUUCUCCGACAACUACCACAUCUACCACCACCACCACCACCCCCAGACCUACCACCGCCAGAACCACUUAUGACGUGUUUCUGCUUUCCAUGGUGCAUGGAGACCCCCAGAAGUCUGUGCCGAUCUUAGGAAGAAGGUCACGUGCAUAAAAUCUUCGCAAAAAUUCUAUACUUAGAAAAUAAAUUUACCAGAAAUUAUCUAAAACUAUUUUUAACAAAAUAUA
This is a messenger RNA of Saccostrea cuccullata (small rock oyster), 751 nucleotides long. Its product is annotated as hemagglutinin/amebocyte aggregation factor-like. Bases 96 to 677 code for a protein of 193 amino acids. Lineage: Eukaryota; Metazoa; Mollusca; Bivalvia; Ostreida; Ostreidae. The record is from RefSeq and is a predicted model, not a curated record. The transcript has 4 exons.